AUGUUAGGCAUCAGCAAGAAACCGGGCCCUCCGGUGCCACCGCGCCCAAGUGCAGCGGCAGUGGCGACAGCCCUCGCUAAGCAGCGAGAAAAUUCACCCUCGCCGACGACCCUGUCCGGAAAAUCAUCGGCCAUCGCAGGCGGUAUGGCGACGCUGAAGCCAGCGCAUCCAGGCCGUACCGUGAUUUACAAGUCUCCCGACUUCAGUCAACCGGGUAAAACCCCAACCCAUCUAUCUUCAUUCGGGAAGAUGGGAUCAUCGUCGUCGGAUUCACCAAUUCCUCAGCGAGAGACGACAGUGAACCAUCACGACACAUCAAGCGUUGGUGAAGGACAAGGAACCGAUUCUGGUAGAAGUAACAGGAGUCCACUACCAAUGGAACGUCACAUUGGCGUUGGGAAGAUACCGUCAGCCUCCAACGGCGUUAUGUAUCGUUCCACCUGUAGCAUAGUGGAGAUAAAUACGUCCAGUUCUGGAUCCAGUUCGGCUUCCACCUCGCCAGUGGCCACACUGCAGAAACCGGCGGAGCAAAAGUCCAAGUCUAAGGUGGUGGAGUCGCAGGUGACGCUGCCCGUGGCUCGGAGGCGCACACGUCCCGGAGAGACACCACUACAGACCGAAGGCCAGAACGGAACCGGGGAUGUGAUUAUCGUGAAUGGCACGAACGGUACCAGUACCAUAAGCUUGUCGCGUGGAUCUCUCAAGGAUGAGGUUGGUAGUAAGGGCCUUUCCGGUGCGAGCAUUGGCAUCGAGUUCCAUGACAGUGGCACCGAGCGGGGCGAUAGUUCCGGUUCUUCGGCAUCGGCUGGAAGUACGCUCGAGCGGGAGAACAACCUUAGGAAUCUCGAAAGCAACGCCAAGAGUAGUCACUUUACGGAAAUCAUCAUCGGGUCGAAUCAAAGCAGCACGGUGGUGCGGAGUGGCAGCAAACCGAACGUCGCUGCACGAAUGGUGGAAGCCGGAGCGGUUCCAACUUCCAACGGUACGAAUGUGAUACGAUCGAAUUCGAUACGGCUUCCGCUCGCCGUACCGUCGUACCAUCGCCCGGAACCGGAAGGUGGUGAGCAUGUGCUUCCGUCCAGCGACAACCGAGCACCGGCUUUGGGGGCCGGAAACGUUUCCCUUCUGGAAGCCGCGUCCCGCCCGUCGACCAAGAAGACGACCCUUGAUCCCGCCACGCUUGAUUCGAAGCUGAGCGAAAAGAAGUUUGCCUUUCACGAGCUGCUUAUCUCCGAGUUGACCGCCAUGCGCCAGAAGCAGCAGCAGCAACAGGAGAAGGAGGAUGAGCAAAAGCGGGCUUCGAAGGAACAUCAAGAACAUACACAUGGCCAAUCGUUGGACGCCGCGGUGCAGCAACGGAGCGAACAAAAGUCGGCAGAUAAUGGCGAGUCCGAGCGGGCCCAACACAACGGCAGUCCUGCGGUCGAUUUGGCAAAGAUUAACCGGCGCCAGCGAUUCCCCUCGGAGCGCCGGUCUUCCUGCAGCGAGUCGGAAGCGUCUCCCAACGGAACGGCGGCUCGGAUGCCGAAAAUUCGCACCGCCGACUGGAUCGAGGUGGGCGAUAACGGCAAGCAGGUGGUCCUGUCCAGCUGCCAGAUAAGCCUGGAGGACUCGGGCAUGGAGGACGAAGAGAAGCUGGACGACGCGUCGUCCGGCGUUGGCGAUUCGUGGGACAGCGUCAAGGAAGAUGUAGAGGAACGCAUCAUAAUGUCGCUUCCCGGAUUGCCACCAUUGCCCAAAAGCCUGAGCGGUUUCGAUCUCGCCGGUAUACAGUUCCAGUCGCACCAUCACCAUCUGGCCCCACACCACCAUCACCAACCCCACCAUCCCCCUUCGGCCCAGCAUAGUAAUCCGCACUAUCCGCCGCGGCAUCCUCCGGCCCAUCAUCAGCAAUCGACGCCAUCGACACACCAGUCCCAUCUCCAUCAACAGCAGUCCUUCCACGCCUCCGCCCUGCCGCCACCGUCCCCUCAGAUGCCCGUCAACCAUCACCACACGAACCCGUUCAUCCCGAUCGGUCCGUCCAGUAUGCUGCUCCACGGUGCCGGGGCCGGUGGUGGUGCGGGAGGUAGCCUCGAGGGUCAGCAGCAGCAGCAGCGUGGCCAUUCGCCGGUCAGCAGUACCCUGUCCGGUGGCCGGAAGGCAUCCCCACAGCCACCGCAACAGUCGACGGCAGCAACGACGACGACCUUGGACACCCAGUUGGCCAUACUGCGGCGCGAAAUGUACGGCCUCCGGCAACUGGACCUGUCGUUACUUUCGCAACUGUGGGCCCUAAACGAAUCCAUCCAAGAGUUCCGCACGAUGCUCCAGGAACAGGAAACACUUUCACCGCCCUCACCGUCGCCCUCCAACUCGGACGCCAACUCCGUCUCAUCCGAUGACGAUCUCGACGAAGAAGACUCGUCGGCGACCACCAACAGCACCAACCGUAUCAGCCAGCAGCUCCUCCAGCAGCAGCAGCAGCAGCAACAUCAACAGCAGCAGCAGCAGGCACAGCACCUACUUCUGUCCGCCCAUCAUGCCCUGCAGUCGUCCACCCAUAGUAUCGUCGGUGGCAGUGGUGCAAGCAACACGUCCGGCAGUGGAGGAGGCAACGCCAACGAAUCCGGUGGCUCCACCACGACGACCCUCUCGUCGUCGGCAUCGUCCCGCAUGAGGGCGCCACCGCCACCGCCACCAAACCGGAAGGCACCUUCGCGGCCCGUCUAGAUAGAUGGUGGACAGGACAUUCACGAUCCCCAGUCAGCGAUUGUUUUUUGUCGAUCCUCCGUAAGGGAAAGAGAGUUCGCGAGAUUUCAAGAAGGACAUCGGCAUCGAAGUUGAAUACAAGCAGCAGCAUGAGGGUAGAAGCGAAUGGGAUAAUAAUUCAAUACGUGGACUGUUGGGGCCGGGGGAGCGUAUGAAGCGAUAGGCGAUCGUUAAAGAAACCAAAAGUCACAUUAAAUAAAACUAUAAGCUAAGCAGAUGAAGACUAUUUGAGGAGGUGUUGAAACGGAUGAAUCGAUAGGGAAGAACAAGCCAAGAACAGUAAACGGCGACAGUUUUGUUUGUCCGGUGUUAGCGUGCGUUAAGGAUAUAAUAUGGAACAGACGUGUAAGGGACGAGACCGUUAAAGAGUGCCGUUUAAAGGCAGGAAAGGAAAGGCAGGUUUGUUUUGAAAUUCAUGUUCAAAAUUUAGUUUUCUCUCUUGCCCCACAGGGGGGGAACGCAAGUGCUAAAAGUAUUGCCCGAUUUUUUCUCAUUAGUGUACGGCAUGUGUUAGUCGAUCCUGGGGGGCGAUAUGUUUCUGAUUCACUUUAAAAUUUAGUUUGAGAAAACGGUAGGAAGAUGAUCCAGGCUUGAUUGUAUCAACAAAAUUACAACACACGAAUGCUUGAAGGAAGAACGGCAAUCGAAUCGAGUUUCCCCGUUGCGGGGACAAGUGAUCGGCUAUUCAGUAGCUUCGAACGUCCGUGCAGUGAGUGCUACGAACAAAGAAAAUAUCUCUAGCUGUAACACGAAAAAAGGUUCUUUGCUCUGUACAUACUAAUUUGCAACUAAAUAAUGUUCCCAAACCUAGUAAUAAUAUGAAACGAUCCAAUAAAACUAAAA
This is a messenger RNA of Anopheles coustani, 3594 nucleotides long. Its product is annotated as AF4/FMR2 family member lilli-like. The coding region runs from base 1 to 2712 and encodes 903 amino acids. Lineage: Eukaryota; Metazoa; Arthropoda; Insecta; Diptera; Culicidae. The record is from RefSeq and is a predicted model, not a curated record. The transcript has 3 exons.